AUGGGCGGCGCAGCGGUCGAGAAGGAGGGCCUUGUCAUUCCUCUGAUCGAUUUCUCGAAAUUCCUCCACGGAACGCCCGACGAGCGGAAGGAGACGGCCGGGGAGAUCCUACGCGGAUUCCAGAAUGCCGGCUUCAUCUACCUCAAGAACCACCCGAUCCCGCUCGAUGUGGUCCAGCACACGUUCUCAAUGUCUGCCAACUUCUUCCGCCAGUCGGACGAGGCCAAGAUGGACGUCGCGUGGACCACCCCCGAGGCCAAUCGCGGGUAUUCUGCCCCCGGCAAAGAAAAGGUGUCGGAGCAGAUGGAUAUUGGCGAUAUUACAAAGGAGCGGGACGCUGCGCCGGAUCUGAAGGAGAGUUACGAGAUCGGACGCGAAGGCGAGGAGAAGCAUCCAAAUCAGUGGCCGCAGCGCGAGGAGGGACCGAUGGCUGGGUUCAAAAAGGACAUGCUGAGCUUUCAUGAUCUCUGCAAGGGGUUGCACUUCCAGGUGAUGAGCGCAAUCGCUGUCGGCAUGGGCCUGGACGACGGCUUCUUCGACAAGCACCUCGACGUCGGGGAUAAUACCCUGCGACUUCUGCAUUAUCCAGCGGUGGACUCGGGCGUGUUCGCAAAUAAUGCAAAUGCCGUGAGAGCCGGCGCGCACAGUGAUUAUGGUUCCAUCACUUUGCUAUUCCAGGACGCACGAGGUGGCUUGCAGGUAAGAAGUCCGACCGGCACGUUUGUUGAUGCCACGCCCAUCGAGGGAACCAUUGUUGUCAACGCAGGCGACCUCCUCGCCCGUUGGAGCAACGACACCAUCCGAAGUACGAUUCACCGUGUCGUUGAGCCACCUUUCAAGCAGGGUCCAACUCACCCGGCCCGGUACAGUAUUGCAUACUUUUGCAAUCCCAACUUCUCCAGCUUCAUUGAGGCGCUUCCAGGAACAUAUGGUGCAGAAGGUGAAAAGAAGUAUGCAGGCAUUACUAGUGGAGAUUAUCUAGUACAGCGCUUGACAGCAACCUAUUGA
Molecule: messenger RNA, 1008 nt
Organism: Clonostachys rhizophaga
Lineage: Eukaryota; Fungi; Ascomycota; Sordariomycetes; Hypocreales; Bionectriaceae
Source: the annotation of a GenBank genome assembly